Molecule: messenger RNA, 756 nt
Organism: Chrysochloris asiatica (Cape golden mole)
Lineage: Eukaryota; Metazoa; Chordata; Mammalia; Afrosoricida; Chrysochloridae
Gene: SCG5
Product: secretogranin V (7B2 protein)
Exons: 6
Coding region: 118-756 (212 amino acids)
Biological process (GO): regulation of hormone secretion; neuropeptide signaling pathway
Cellular component (GO): secretory granule
Molecular function (GO): enzyme regulator activity
Source: RefSeq, a predicted model, not a curated record
GCGGAGCCAAAAUGCGGAGGGCGGUGACGCACGAGCCUCCCAACUCGCCAGGCUCCUCGCCGACCCCGACCAAGGCCCAGACCGCAGCAGGUUCCUAGGGCUGCCCAUCGGUUAAAAAUGUUCUCCCGAAGCAUCUCUGCCCUGCUAUCUGGCCUACUGUUUUGGUUAGUGUUUGGAUGGACUCUGACAUUUGCUUAUAGUCCUCGGACCUCUGACAGGGUCUCAGAGACAGAUAUCCAGAGGCUGCUUCAUGGCGUUAUGGAACAGCUGGGCAUUGCCAGACCACGGGUAGAAUAUCCAGCUCACCAGGCCAUGAAUCUUGUGGGCCCACAGAACAUCGAAGGUGGAGCUCAUGAAGGUUUGCAACACUUGGGUCCUUUUGGCAACAUUCCCAACAUUGUGGCAGAGUUGACUGGUGACAACAUUCCUAAGGACUUUAGUGAGGAUCAGGGCUACCCAGAUCCUCCAAAUCCUUGUCCUGUUGGAAAAACAGAUGAUGAUGGAUGUCUAGAAAACAGCCCUGACACUGCUGAGUUCAGUCGAGAAUUCCAGUUGCACCAGCACCUUUUUGAUCCGGAGCAUGACUAUCCAGGCUUGAGCAAGUGGAACAAGAAGCUCCUUUAUGAGAAGAUGAAGGGAGGACAGAGACGAAGGCGGAGGAGUGUCAAUCCUUAUCUGCAAGGGCAGAGACUGGACAACGUUGUUGCAAAGAAGUCAGUUCCCCACUUUUCAGAUGAAGAUAAGGAUCCAGAGUAA